This is a messenger RNA of Microthlaspi erraticum, 357 nucleotides long. The record is from the annotation of a GenBank genome assembly. NCBI's taxonomy places the organism in Eukaryota, Viridiplantae, Streptophyta, Magnoliopsida, Brassicales, Brassicaceae.
AUGGAGCAAAACAGAGGAUUUGGACUUCAAACCAGUUCAAUGCCACUGCAUCAACUUUGGAUGGAGCUAAAAAAGAUCUACUCAAUGGAUUUCAUCAAGACCAGUUCCCUGCGUGCUCUGAUUGAGUUAACUUUCCAAUGCAAGUGGAGCGGCCUCAUUUGGAUGAGUAGAAAAGGAGUUAUAGCCAAAAUAGCGAAGACUGGUCCAGGCGGCUUUUUCGAGAAACCGCGGCCAAGCCGUGCAGAACGGCCGGCCGAAGAACGAAUGUUCCGCGGUCGGCCAAAGUCCAAACCAUCCGUCCAAACCUCGGGAUCCGGGAAGCAAUGUCCCACGGUCGGCCAAGUCACAAUCGUCUAA